Anopheles funestus (African malaria mosquito) is the source of this 2570-nucleotide messenger RNA. It is a transcript of the gene mEFG1, whose product is annotated as elongation factor G, mitochondrial. Gene Ontology annotation, cellular component: mitochondrion. The coding region runs from base 113 to 2347 and encodes 744 amino acids. Gene Ontology annotation, biological process: mitochondrial translational elongation. Lineage: Eukaryota; Metazoa; Arthropoda; Insecta; Diptera; Culicidae. The transcript is spliced from 2 exons. The record is from RefSeq and is a predicted model, not a curated record. Gene Ontology annotation, molecular function: GTP binding; translation elongation factor activity; GTPase activity.
GGUUUGUUGUUUUGUCUUGCCGUUUUUGCGAGUAGUGCCGGUGUUGUCCCAAAUUGCGUAAAACGAUUUCGAUAGUUUUUCCCCGUUACCGAAAUCGUCUCCAGCCUGCAAGAUGACGAUCAGCAAUUUGAUACGAUCGCGCUGUACACUAGCUGCCGCGAAAUCAUUCCUAGAGAACGUAAAAUCGUUCUCCAGUCAUGCAACGGUCGCGGAACACAUACAGCUGGAAAGGAUUCGCAAUAUUGGCAUCUCGGCACAUAUUGACAGUGGCAAAACGACACUAACCGAGCGCAUCCUGUUCUACACCGGACGCAUUAAGGAAAUGCAUGAGGUGAAGGGCAAGGAUAAUGUUGGCGCAACGAUGGACUCGAUGGAGCUGGAACGGCAGCGCGGCAUUACGAUUCAAUCGGCCGCUACGUACACGCUCUGGAAGGAGCACAAUAUCAACAUUAUCGAUACGCCCGGCCAUGUCGAUUUUACCGUGGAGGUAGAACGUGCGCUGCGUGUUCUGGACGGGGCUGUGCUGGUGCUGUGCAGUGUGGGUGGUGUCCAGAGUCAAACGCUCACGGUAAACCGACAGAUGAAGCGUUAUAAUGUGCCGUGUCUUGCGUUCAUCAACAAGCUCGAUCGAUCAGGUGCUAAUCCGUACCGUGUGCUUGGACAGAUGCGCUCCAAGCUGAACCACAACGCUGCGUUCGUACAGCUACCGAUUGGGGUGGAAAGCAACUGCAAGGGUGUGAUCGAUUUGGUCAAGCAGCGGGCACUUUACUUCGAGGAACCGUUUGGGUUGAAAAUACGCGAAGAUGAAAUACCGGCCGAUAUGCGUACGGAGUGUACCGAACGGCGACAGGAGCUGAUCGAGCAUCUGUCCAAUGUGGACGAAAAGAUCGGGGAACUGUUCCUGGAGGAGCGUGAAGCGACGGUAGAGGACAUAAUGGGUGCGAUACGUCGAUCCACGUUGAAGCGUGCCUUCACACCGGUGCUUGUUGGUACGGCACUCAAGAACAAAGGUGUCCAACCGCUGCUGGAUGCCGUGCUGAAUUAUCUGCCCCAUCCGGGCGAGGUGGAAAAUGUGGCACUGAUCGAGAAGAAAGAUGAAGAGCCACAGAAGGUGCUGCUAAAUCCGGCCCGCGAUGGAAAGGAUCCGUUCGUAGGGCUAGCUUUCAAGCUGGAAGCGGGCCGCUUCGGCCAGCUGACGUAUCUGCGCUGCUAUCAGGGCGUGCUGCGUAAAGGUGAUAACAUCUUCAACACCCGAUCGGGCAAGAAGAUACGGUUGGCACGCUUAGUCCGACUACACUCCAACCAAAUGGAGGACGUAAACGAAGUGUACGCGGGAGACAUUUUUGCCCUGUUCGGGGUCGAUUGUGCAUCGGGCGAUACGUUCGUAACGAACCAGAAGCUGGAACUGUCGAUGGAAUCGAUCUUCGUGCCCGAUCCCGUCGUAUCGAUGGCGAUCAAACCGAACAACUCGAAGGAUCGUGACAAUUUUGCGAAAGCGAUCGCACGCUUCACGAAGGAAGAUCCCACGUUCCACUUCGAGUACGAUGCGGACGUGAAGGAAACGCUCGUGUCGGGUAUGGGCGAGUUGCAUCUCGAGAUUUACGCCCAGCGUAUGGAACGCGAGUACAACUGUCCCGUAACGCUCGGCAAACCAAAGGUAGCGUUCCGCGAGACGCUUAUCGGACCGUGCGAGUUUGACUAUCUGCACAAGAAGCAAUCCGGUGGUCAAGGACAAUAUGCACGGGUGUCGGGAAUUUUGGAACCGUUGCCACCCCACCAGAACACCGUGAUCGAGUUUGUGGACGAAACGAUGGGUACGAAUGUACCGAAACAGUUCAUCCCAGGCAUUGAGAAAGGUUUCCGCCAGAUGGCUGAAAAGGGUUUGCUCUCCGGACACAAGCUGUCCGGUAUCAAGUUCCGGCUGCAGGACGGUGCACAUCAUAUCGUCGAUUCGAGCGAGCUGGCAUUCAUGUUAGCAGCCCAGGGUGCGAUCAAGAGUGUGUUCGAAAAUGGCAGCUGGCAGAUACUGGAACCGAUCAUGAUGGUAGAGGUAACGGCACCGGAAGAGUUCCAGGGUACGGUGAUUGGGCAGCUGAACAAACGCCACGGUAUCAUUACGGGUACGGAAGGUGCCGAAGGAUGGUUUACGGUGUACGCUGAAGUGCCCCUGAACGAUAUGUUCGGAUAUGCUGGAGAGUUACGCUCAAGCACACAGGGCAAGGGAGAGUUUAGUAUGGAGUACAGCCGCUAUUCACCUUGCAUGCCGGAAGCGCAGGAAAAGCUGGUCCACGAGUACCAAGUGGCGCAAGGCUUGGUGCUCGACAAGAAGCAGAAGAAAAAGAACUAACUUCAUACAGAGAGAGAAUGGGGCGAUAAUUAAUUUGUAAAUAAUUCGAUUAAAUUAAGUUUAAUUCCUUAAUUAGGUCUAUUAUUCGGUACACGUUACGACACGGGCGCAUGAAGAGGGGAAAAUAAAUCCUUUUUGCCAAAAAGGAAGGAAAAGCUCUAAUAACCUUAAUAGAAAUGUUGCGAUUUAUUAUCAGUGUAAUAUAUUGUUUAAUCCAGUGGAA